CUUUGUUAGAUCGGAGAGAAAAUUCAAUUCGUAUGGUAUGGAUUGCAAUAACUCAGUCAAGAAAAUAAUUAACCGAUACUAAAAUAUAUUUUUCUAUGCAGUUUAAAGGAUUAAGAUUAUUUGGUAAAAGGUAUGGGAAGUGUGAACAAACAUUUUCUAAUUAAACCACAUUUGGUCCAAAAGCCAUUUACUGACCUAUAUAGUAAAGAUGGAGAUUUUAAACAGUUCCUCUUUAAAAAUGUGCCAAUCAUUAAUGAAAAAUAUUCACCUACUUUUUGGGCAUUUAAUGGUCACACACAAACAAUCGUGGCUACGUUUCUCAGAGACAUAGUUGUACCAAAAGUUAAAUACAACAGAGAAAUCUUGACACUUAAAGAUGGUGGUCAAGUGGCAAUUGACUGGCGAAAUCCAAAUGAAGAAAAUAACUUAAUGACUUCUUCAGUCACAGUCCUCUUAUUGUGUGGAUUGACUGGUCACAGCCAAUCGGAAUACAUCAAAGAAACUGUAAAUGAGUUGUAUAAUUGGGGCUAUUGUACAGUGGUUUUUAACUAUAGAGGCCUAGGAGGAGUGAAGCUCAAAACUGCCCGUUCGUACUCGGCGAAUAACAUCGAAGACCUGACUGAAGUACUCAAGUACAUCAAGUUAAAACGGCCAUUAAGUCCCGUUGCUGCAAUUGGAUUUUCAAUGGGAGGUUUGCUGCUGGGCACGUUUCUAACAUCAAGAGAACAGGCUGUCAAUAAGUACUUGGCAACGGGCGUGCUAUUAUCAGUACCGUGGAACGUGACCAAAGCUUCAUACAACACAGAAAGUUCCUGGUUAAUGCGAAGAAUGGGGGAAUAUUUAUCAUAUCAUCUUCGCAACAUUAUUGUACAGAACAAAGAUGUAAUUUUUAAUGGGGACAAUAACACGCCGCUAGAUUACAACAGAAUUAUUCAGUGUAAAACAAUAAGACAAUUUGAUACAGAGUAUACGAUAAAGAUGUUCAACUACAAAGACGUCUACGAUUACUAUAAUGAUGCUUCACUGUCUGACAAAUUGCAUUUGAUCCAGAUUCCUUGCUUGUGCUUGAGCGCGGCUGACGAUCCGUUUUUGUACUUACCAGACAUACCCGUGCACGAGGCUGAGAAAUUGAGCAACUUGGCCAUUUUGGUGACUUCGGGUGGCGGUCACAUCGGGUAUUUGGACACAUUCUGGCCGUUCCGUAACAACAACUACAUGCUGCAGCUUAUUCAACAGUAUUUUGCCGCUAUUAUGGUGGAUAAGAAUUAUGAAAAAUUCAGCCCACAAAUUCAAACAAACAACACUGAUCGAACAACUUUAAAACUUUUAGAUCAGUGAUAAAUAUUUAACCUGCAGCGGCUUUACAGCGAUGUAAAUAAAAUUAUUUUUAUUUAAACCACUUUUAGGCCAUUAACGCCUUUAAACUAUUGUUUUAAUUAGGUUAUAACAUAGAGCCAUAAAUUCCAUAAUAUACUAUUGGUGAGGUUAGGUAAAAAUGUCAAAAUACCAAAAUGUCCUUAGUAUUUUUAUAUAUGUAAAAUAUAUGUUUAGGUUAAUAAAAUAAAGUUAUUUAAAAGGGGAAACAGACAUCGACUGAGAGUAGUUCAUCGGUUGGGCUGUUUGACAAAAUUUGUAUCUUUUCUGUUAGAUAAUAUAACUUCAUUUACUAUAACAAAAGAAUAAUUUUACUCAACAAAAUAAUGUGCAACGAAAAACUAAAGCUUUUACAUAGACCGUAUUCUUUGAUAUUGAUACAUACAAUAAAGCCUAAGACCAGUCAUAUGAGAUAAAAACAAGUUGCCGUGAUUAUCGAAUUACUAGUAUUUGCAUAUAUCAGUACAAAAACAUUUUAAAAUGUUAACAUGUAAAGUUUAUAAUAUAAUCCUAUUGGACAUUUUUUCUUAAGACAUUUUUACUAGACAUCUCUAUGUAACAACCGGCAACACUAUUUUAUUUGCAUUUUUGGGAUUAUUUUAUGUUUAAAACUAUUAUGAAAGUAAAAAAUAAACUUCAAAUACAUAACAGGCGUUUGCCAUUUAUAUCUAUAUAACACUAAUAUAUUAUUGAACUGACUAAAACAAGUAAUUUAAUUACGUGGACUUAAUUACGUUGUUAUAUUAUAAUAGAGUAAAAUAAAUAUAUAAAUUGUAAGAAUGUUUUAUAAUUAAAACUAUUGACAAUACAUAAUUUGAAUUAUUAAUCAUUUUGGGGAAUGGAGGGGCUUUUAAACUAAUGCGAAUGAAAAACAUUAAUCUUUAUAUAUUGCCUAACCAGAGCUGUGGGUUAUAUAAAGAACAUAUAAUAAAAUUAAUAUUUCAAUAGUUAUUUAAUUUUAAAACUUUUUUAUUUUUAUUGAUCCUAUGUUAUGUUUUUAAUGAUGUAGCUAGUUUUGGAAUAAUUCAUACUUAUUAAAAUAUUGUUAGCUUAUUAGACCCCAGGUGUUUAGUCUAGUCAAUUUGUGCAAAAAUUGAUAUCGAGGUUUUUCAGCGAUUUUCGCUUAAAAACAGCUUAUUAAAAGUCCACUGAAAUUCUAAUAUGUGAAAUUGUCUAUUCAAAUAUAAUAAGGGCAAUUUCUGUAAUCGUCAUAGAUUUUUUUGGGCAACAUUU
This is a messenger RNA of Adelges cooleyi (spruce gall adelgid), 2607 nucleotides long. Its product is annotated as protein ABHD1-like. Lineage: Eukaryota; Metazoa; Arthropoda; Insecta; Hemiptera; Adelgidae. Gene Ontology annotation, molecular function: acetylesterase activity; monoacylglycerol lipase activity. The transcript is spliced from 8 exons. Gene Ontology annotation, biological process: medium-chain fatty acid biosynthetic process; medium-chain fatty acid catabolic process. The record is from RefSeq and is a predicted model, not a curated record. The coding region runs from base 133 to 1338 and encodes 401 amino acids.